Messenger RNA from Mytilinidion resinicola, 2885 nucleotides. Its product is annotated as DUF747-domain-containing protein. Gene Ontology annotation, biological process: maintenance of protein localization in endoplasmic reticulum. The transcript has 4 exons. NCBI's taxonomy places the organism in Eukaryota, Fungi, Ascomycota, Dothideomycetes, Mytilinidiales, Mytilinidiaceae. The record is from RefSeq and is a predicted model, not a curated record. Gene Ontology annotation, cellular component: endoplasmic reticulum membrane. The coding region runs from base 45 to 2885 and encodes 946 amino acids.
GUUGGGCACCAUGCUCUGCGCAACAACAGCCCACCCAAGCCACUAUGAACGGAGCUAGAGAGACACGCGCGGACGGCGAUGUCUCUGUCCUCCUCCCACCCAAUGACCAGCUCCAGCUCCAGCUCCCGACGCCCGCGCUGUCCCCCGUAAUCCCAGCAAACGGCCAUCGCCAGCAACGCGAACGAGAACGAGAACGGGAUACCGAGGAUAGCUCCGUAACUUCCGACGACUCGCGCAGUAGGCUCUCGAACGUCCAGGACGAAGCUGUGCCGCUGGAUGGCUUGAGAGAUUCGAAACAAGCACCGCGGAUCCACAGGCCGGGGGAUAGGCGGCGGAAGAGCAGUGUGGGAUCGCAUACUUCCGACCAAAAUGAUAGGGAGAAGGUGCUGAAGCUUUCGCCGGCGCAGAUACAGGAGCUUACGAGUUCGCCGACGAGUUUGCCGAUUCGAGCGGCGUCGCCUAUACCGGAGGAGGAUGCGCCGUUGUUGAGUCGAUCGCUCCGUGGAGAAGGCGGUGAGAAGGGAGUUGAGGAGAAGGCGGGCAUCAGCAGUGACAGCCUUAGGCCCAGCGUCUCGAAAGCACCGGCAACGAAGCAGGGAGCAGAAGCGGUAGCGGUCAAAUCACCAAUCGGCGAAGCCAGGGUUGGACGCCCGAGUCUGUCCUCGAGAGCUAUCUCGACACCGACUGUCAUACGGAGGAAGCAUUCAAGCCAGCGGAACUCGGAACAGCGAUCCGGGCGGACAGUACCAUCGCCGUUGAUACUGGACGAUAAGGGCAAUGGACCGCUUGGGUCUGGAAGUCUCAAGGCCUCUGCGGCCCCCGAUGGUGGUGCUCCAUCACCCAUGCCGCCGUCAAUGCCGCUCCCGCCAUUAUCGAUACCCACGUACCUGCAACUAGAGCUCUCUUCCGAUAAACCCUCGCCUCUGUAUAUUUACCGUCCUUUGAACAGCGAUUUUCCCUACGAGUCUUCAGCGAUAAAGUUUGAGCGUAUACUGAAUUUCCUCUAUCUCCCUCCGCAGCUUGAGCAGAUCCUUGGAUUUGGUGCAUUGGCGUGUCUCGAUGCAUGGCUGUAUGUCUUUACAAUUCUUCCGCUGAGGUUUCUAAGAGCGGUUUGGGUUCUCAUCCAGUGGUGGGCGGCGCUGGUGGUAAAAGAGAUUCGAGACCUAGCGAGUUUUGUGUACUGGGGACUUGGGCGAGUGUGGCGGAGAAGAAAGCUACAGAAGCCAGAACCUGUAGCAGCAGGUAAUCCGGCAGAUGAAGGUCGUAGGUCACGACGCCCGUCGGCAUCGAACACCAUGUCUCCAAAUUCUGGGACGCCGAGAGAGAAUGGAAAUAUCUCGUAUAAUACCUUCCCUGAGCCGAGGAAAUAUGCACGAAGUUCGGCAUACAGACACCGGAGGACGAAGUCUACACCGUCAGCACUUAUGCCAAGCCAUAAGGCGGAUAUCCUGAAGGGUCUAUUGGUGAUUGCGAGUUGUGCGAUCUUGAUGCGGUUUGAUGCUAGUAAGAUGUAUCACGGUAUCCGUGGGCAAGCGGCUAUCAAGCUUUACGUCAUCUACAACGUCCUUGAGGUUUGUGAUCGCCUAUUCUCCGCGCUUGGCCAAGACGUCCUCGAAUGCUUGCUCUCCAAAGAGACGCUUGACCGAAACGCCGAUGGUCGGAGUAAAGUAAUUCGACCUUUUUAUAUGUUCAUCCUUGCCCUUGCGUACAACGUCAUUCACGCUACGGCGUUGUUCUACCAGGUCAUUACACUCAACGUCGCCGUAAACUCGUACUCGAACGCGCUUUUGACACUCCUUAUGUCGAAUCAGUUCGUCGAGAUCAAGGGAACUGUCUUCAAAAAGUUCGAAAAGGAGAACCUCUUCCAGCUCACAUGUGCAGAUGUGGUAGAGCGGUUCCAGCUCUGGCUUAUGCUUAUGAUCAUUGCGAUGCGGAAUAUCGUCGAGGUCGGCGGCUUGAGUAUCAGCCUCGGUGAUUCAGGGUCCUCUAGCAGCGUGGGUAGCAACUCGACCGGCGCACCGACUAGGACUACGAGUAUCAUUCCUCUCAGCUUUACGAUUUUCCCGAAGUGGACUGGGCAAGUCUUUGGACCGUUUCUGCUGGUCUUGGGGAGUGAGAUGUUGGUUGACUGGAUCAAGCAUUCCUACAUCACCAAGUUCAACAACGUCAAGCCCGCAGUCUACGGCCGUUUCCUAGACGUUCUGGCCAAGGACUACUACUCCAACGCCUUCGCGGACCAAAACCUAACCAAACGCCUCGGCCUCCCCGUGCUCCCCCUCUCCUGCCUCUUCAUCCGCGCCCUCGUGCAGACCUACCACAUGUUCCUCGCCACCCACAUGCCGCCGCCGCUCCCCUCGGCCGCGACCUCCCUCUCCACCGACUCGUCCUCCCCAACCUCGCCCGCCACCACCGCCGCCCUCGCCCACAUCGACCACAUCUUCCGCCGCGCCCUCGGCCGCUCCUCCUUCGGCGCCGGCGGCGCCGCCGACGCCUUCACCUCGUUCAACUGGUGGUCCGUCGACGACCUCAUCGCCUUCGCGACGAUGCUCGUCGUCUUCCUCGUGUGCUACCUCGUGCUGCUGGCGCUGAAGCUGGUGCUGGGGAUGUGUUUGCUUAGUUUUGCGAGGGGGAGGUAUAAGGAUAUGAAGGAACGGGAGCGGAUGGUGGUGGAUACGGGGGGCAAGCGGAUUGGGGGGUGGGGGGUUGUAGAGGUGGAGGAGGAGAAGAGGCGGUGGAUUUACGCGGAUGAUCCCGAGGGGUUGAAGGCGUUGCGGGAGAGGGAUGCGAAGGGGAGGGAGAGGGAGGCGAGGGAGAGGGAGAAGGGGGUGGGAGAUGGGCUUGGCGGGGUUAGUCGGUAUGCGAUGGUUGCGAAGAGGAUUUGGUAG